This is a messenger RNA of Xenopus laevis (African clawed frog), 6468 nucleotides long. RefSeq names its product phospholipid-transporting ATPase VB (gene atp10b.S). The transcript has 26 exons. The coding region runs from base 558 to 4871 and encodes 1437 amino acids. Lineage: Eukaryota; Metazoa; Chordata; Amphibia; Anura; Pipidae. The record is from RefSeq and is a predicted model, not a curated record.
UGCCUUGCAGUACACAUACUCACUGUCCAUUCACAUUGCUUUCUAAAACCAGGAGCACACAAGGUGCCACCCCACCUUCUUCUCCAUCUGCUCCCCCCCCAAGCCUUCUACCUUUCUGCUUCCAACCACCUACAUUCCUACAGCAGUGCUAGUGGGUGGGGCUGCCAGAGCAGUUUGGGGAGAAGUUACAAAGUAGCCAGACACAAACCUGCUUCCUAACCUGGAUGAUCUACAGACAGGGGACGUCAGGGUUUUACAAUAACUUGGCAGUGGUGGAUUAUUGUGUGGAUUUCCUACUCUUCCCCCCCCCCAAAUGUGGACACUUUGCAGGGGACAGAAGCAAAGACUACUUGUGAUUGGAUGGCGUUUUAACACAGUUUUUACAGAGCCAAACAAAAAUAAGACGAUGAACCCAUAGUGGUGACUGCCCUUGCUUAAGGUUUUCAUGAAAUAAUUGUAUCACCAAUUUAAGCAAAGAGCUAAAAGCUGCUUACUGAAAAAAGGGGAGUGUUGCCCUAAAAUCCUGCACCUCAUUCUGCUCCCCUCAAGUUUUGUCAAUGGAUUCAAGUCUUUACCGUUGGACGCGUGUUUCACAAAACAGCUCCUCAAAAUGCUCCUCUGAAACAACACCUCUCCUUUCACCAAAGAGAAAAGGGCUAGCAAACAACCUGAACAAGGAGCGUGUUGUAUUUGCAAACACUGAAAAGUAUGAGAAAGACUGGAAAAGAGUAUCUCGCUAUUACAAAGGAAACAAGAUUCGAACAACCAAAUAUUCUCUGCUGAGCUUUCUACCAAAAAAUCUCUUUGAGCAGUUUUACAGAUUGGCCAACAUUUACUUUGUUUUCCUGGCCGCCUUGAACUGGGUGCCCCAAAUCGGUGUGUUCCACAAAGAAAUUACCAUGGUGCCACUGGCAAUUGUGCUUGGUGUUAUUGCCAUUAAAGAUGCAGUGGAAGACUAUAAGCGAUACUGCAUUGACAGAAGAGUGAACUUCACCAAAACCAGCAUUUAUAAUAAGAGCAAAAAUAACUUUGUUGAGAAAUGUUGGAAAGACGUUUGUGUUGGAGACUUUGUCAAACUCCUCUGCAAUGAAAUCAUUCCUGCGGACAUACUGCUGCUCUACUGCUCUGACCAGAAUGGUAUUUGCCACAUAGAGACGGCUAACCUCGAUGGGGAAACCAACCUAAAGCAGAGACAAGUGGUCAAAGGAUUUUCCAAUCAAGGAUUGCCGUUUGACCCAGAAACCUUCAGGGACACCAUUGUUUGUGAGAAGCCAAAUAAUAACCUCAAUAAAUUCAAAGGCUACAUGCAGCUGGAUAACGGCCAACGGACAGGAUUUGGCAAUGAAAGUCUUCUCCUGCGGGGAUGUACGGUGAGAAAUACUGAAGAAGCCAUUGGUAUUGUGGUCUAUGCAGGACAUGAGACCAAGGCAAUGUUAAACAACAGCGGUCCUCGUUACAAGCGCAGCAAGAUUGAGAGACUGAUGAAUACCAAUGUUUUCUUCUGCGUUGGAUUCCUCUUCAUUAUGUGUCUCAUUGGAGCUUUAGGUCAUGGCAUUUGGUCUUCUCAGUUUGUGAUACAUCCACUGUUUGAUGUCCCAGAAGCCAAUGGCAGUUACCUUCCUCCUGCUCUUGCUGGUUUCUACAUGUUCCUAACCAUGAUUAUACUUCUACAGAUCUUGAUUCCAAUCUCUCUUUAUGUGUCUAUCGAACUGGUCAAGUUGGGUCAGAUCUAUCUAAUUCAUAAUGACCUUGACUUGUAUGAUGAAGAAAUUGAUUUGUCGGUACAGUGCCGUGCUCUUAACAUCACAGAAGAUCUAGGCCAAGUGCAGUAUAUCUUUUCAGACAAAACCGGAACGCUUACGGAGAAUAAAAUGGUUUUUCGACGUUGCACCAUCAUGGGAUAUGAAUUCUCUCAUCAAGAAAAUGCUAAACGGUUAGAAAUGUACAACGAAGAAGAAUCUGAUGAUGAAGAUAUGACCAAACCCCGGAAUUUUUUGUUUGAUCUUGAUGCGGGAAACCAGUCCACAGUGAGACACAAGGGGACAAAGGCUUUGAGACGUUGCCACAGCGCCCGGCCUAAUAUCCAAGGGCACUUCCGCAAGAAAUCUGAAGGACGAUUUGAUAUUUCUCAAGUGGCUUUCAGCAGCCCAAUUGAAAAAGAUGUGACCCCAGAUCAUAUGCUGCUUGCCAAGGUUAGAGAAGCAUCAGUCAAGUUUGCCGCCGUCUCUCCAUAUGUAUCUCAGAGUAACAACAGCGCUGCAAGUUCACCAUAUAUUGACUUCUUUUUGGCAUUAGCCAUUUGCAAUACUGUAGUUGUCUCCACAGCAACAGAACCAAGGCAAAGGGUCACUAUGCCUCCUUUGCUGAAACCUUCUGGGACAUCUUUAGAGAAGUUCCAACAUCUGUUCCAAAGGCUAAAAUUAUUGAGUUUCAGCCAGUCCUCCUCCACAUCUCCAUCAAGCUCAGACUCAGGAACCCCGACCAGCUCAAAAAAUAAUAAAGUAAGUCCCGUCCCAUCAGCUGACAAGGACAACAUUUCCAGUUCAGGUGAAGCUGAAUCCCAGAGCAGUGGGAAGGACUCAGUAAGCAAAAGCAGCGCUGACAACUGUUUAGAAGAAAUGAUUGCCACAGUUUCAUCCUUUCAUAUAGAAGAUGACUUCUGUUAUGAGGCAGAAAGUCCAGAUGAGGCUGCACUGGUCCAUGCUGCUAGAGCAUACAGCUUCACAUUAAUGUCCCGCACCCCAGAUCAGGUAACCGUGAGGCUUCCACAAGGUACUUUACUGACAUUUGAACUUCUCUACACAUUGGGCUUCGACUCUGUAAGAAAAAGAAUGUCGGUGGUGGUUCGUCAUCCAAUAACAAGAGAGAUCAUUGUAUACACCAAGGGAGCGGAUUCUGUGAUCAUGGACUUGCUAAAUGACCCCACAAAAGCUAACUAUAUAAGUGAUGAGAAGAAGCUGAGAAAAAUACAAUCGAGGACUCAGAGACAUCUUGACUGGUAUGCACGAGAUGGACUAAGAACUCUCUGCAUGGCUAAAAAGGUUCUAAGUGAAGAUGAUUUCGAGAGGUGGUCAAAUUUUCGAGAAGAAGCCGAAGCUGCAAUUGAAAACAGAGAAGAAUUGCUUAUGGAGACGGCUCAGCACCUAGAAACAAAUCUCAGCCUGCUCGGUGCAACAGGAAUAGAGGACCGUCUUCAGGAAGGGGUUCCAGAUACGAUCGCUUCACUUCGAGAGGCUGGCAUAAAUAUAUGGGUGCUGACUGGAGAUAAACAAGAAACCGCCAUUAACAUUGCAUACUCAUGUCAACUUUUGGACCAGUCUGACACAGUCUUUACCAUCAACACUGAAAGCAAGGAAACUUGUGAGUCCAUCCUGGAUUGCAUUUUGGAAGACAUCAAAAAGUUUUUCCCUGAAAAGAAAAAAAGAGGAAUAUUCAAACGAAAUAAAGCUCCCGUUGCCAACGAGAUGGAGGCAGCUCACCCACAGGUUGGGUUGGUGAUUGAUGGGAGGACCUUGAAUGUCAUCUUUCAGGGAGGCUUGGAGACAAAGUUCCUGGAGCUGACCAAACACUGCCGUUCGGUCCUAUGCUGUCGCGCCACACCUCUGCAGAAAAGCAUGGUGGUGAAAUUAGUACGGGACAAGCUAAAAGUCAUGACUCUUUCCAUAGGUGAUGGGGCUAAUGAUGUGAGUAUGAUCCAGGCUGCUGAUGUUGGAAUUGGCAUAUCAGGCCAAGAAGGCAUGCAGGCAGUGAUGUCCAGUGACUUUGCAAUAUCCCGCUUCAAACAUCUCAAGAAGUUAUUACUGGUUCAUGGUCAUUGGUGCUAUAGCCGUCUGGCAAAUAUGGUCAUCUACUUCUUUUACAAAAAUGUGGCCUAUGUCAACUUGCUCUUUUGGUACCAGUUUUUCUGUGGCUUCUCAGGCACCACCAUGAUUGAUUAUUGGCAGAUGAUCUUUUUCAACCUGUUCUUCACUUCCGUGCCUCCUCUCGUAUUUGGAAUACUGGACAAGGAUAUUUCAGCGGAGACGUUAAUGAGCCUACCUCAUCUUUAUAAGAGUGGACAGCAGUGUCAGUCCUACAAAAUGUCUACUUUCUGGAUAGCCAUAGUGGAUGCUUUCUACCAGAGCCUUGUCUGCUUUUUCAUUCCAUAUUUUACAUACCGGGGUACAGACAUGGACAUUCUUUCCUUUGGCACGCCGAUCAAUACCAUAUCCCUAUUCACAAUCUUAAUGCAUCUUGCAAUCGAAAUAAAAACAUGGACCAUUUUGCACUGGGUGACGAUUAUUAUAAGCAUUAUCUGUUACUUUGUGAUAUCACUCGCUUAUAAUGCCAUCUGUGUGUUGUGUAAUGAGCCAGCAAACCCAUACUGGAUUAUGGAGAUGCAAAUGUCAGAUCCCUUGUUCUAUGUGGUCUGCAUUAUUACACCAGUCAUUGCUCUGUUGCCAAGGUACUUUAUCCGGGCAGUGAGAGGAACCUGUGUCCCCAGUCCACUUAUUAUAGCACGGAAGCUGGAUAAGCUUGGUAAAGCAGAAAGAGACUUAAAGAUACAGCAAUGGAAGGAAAAAAUCAGGGAAUCAAUGCCUAGAGCAGCCCCCAAUGAAUUUGAUUUUAAUUCAUCAAUACAUAAUGGAUAUAUUUUACCUCCAACUCCAUCCAGACCACAUCACAAUGCUUGCACUGUAAAGAAUGAAGCAAACAAUGGCAGUUCCCCUAACGAAAGCACUGCUGCCACAGCUACCGGCGUAAGGCCUUACCGCAAAAACCACAAUUCCAAUUGCGUGGGACCUGCAAAAGGCGUGGCCAAUCUUCUAAAGGACAAUGCAGAGGACUCUAAAGCCAAUCACAAGAGAUCUAUUAGCACAGUGACAGUUUAAAGACAUAUAUAUAUAUUAUUGGGUGUUUAUUAAAUAGAGCCCAAUGCAUCUGUACAUUUACGAUGACUGCUGUUUGGCCCAUAUUGGGAAAAGAUAGCAGAAUUUUUCACCGUCACUUUUAAAUGUGAAGUUCUUGUGUUAAACUGCUAUAAAACGAAUGGGAUACAUGUAUAGAGGUGGCAGUGCAAUCAUUUUAUUUUGUACAUGAUACAAUGAAUGUAAAUGGACUCUACAGCUUUCUUAGUUUGUAUUCCUGAGUCUGCGUCAGUCAAAUGACUUGGCGAGCUGCUAUAGAUGGAAUUGUAAUCAAGGCUUCUUCAUCUGAGAGGCGUUCCUGGUUUCUUCUUUUAAAGGCUUAAGCAAAAAUGGUGCUAAAGGACAGGAGAUUCCUCUACAAGAUGAUCUAGUAUGUUGCAUUAUUUGGCACAACCGUCACUUGAGUUUAGCAUUGGAGUCUGACAAGGGAGGCCAAACAAUGCCAGUACUUUUAGACAAGAAUGUACAUUUCUAAUAGUUUUUCUGGAUCACCUGAAUAUAUGCAAAGUAAAAUACGUUGGAACACACUUAGAUGUGCAGUAAGUGUAUUUCUGGAUAAUGGUCUACUAAGGAUUCCAACUAAAUGCAGAUUUUUUUUUUUUGUUUCAGAGUGGGCACUAGUUUUUUUAAUACCCUUUAUUCCACACAGCUUCUGCUGAACUAUGAUUAAUAACAUCAAUAAGUUGUGACUCGGCUAUGUUGGAGACAGGUGGUGGAAAUCAAUUGGUUUGAAUAAAUUUGACCCCAUAUUACAUUACUUCUAGUACCUUCUAAUUCUAUUAACCUUGUUUCUCUGAUGACAAUCCACAAUACCUUUACUCUGAUACAUUUUAAGGGGCUUAAAUUAUUCAUUUAAAGGUAAUAAUGUAAUUCAUUUUACGUCCAUCAGAACUUUCAUGUAUUUUAUUCGGUUUAGGCCCCCAAAAAUUAGUCUUUUAAUUAUCUGAGAUGACGGUAUUAUUGUUACAAGUAGAAUUUCAAUAGCAUACGUUGCUUAUCAUAGUUGUAUUAAAGAGACUUGGUCCAAGUUAAAUUAAUCUACAUAGGUGCCAAAAAUCUAAUCUUUGAUAUUCCUCAUUUUUAAUUGUAACGUGUAGAUUUUUUUUUUUUAAAUGUUUAUACAAUGUUUUUAUUGUUCUGAGCUGCCGUGAACAAAAAGUACAUUGACUGUACAAGACAUAUAUAUUAUUAUUUUAAAGCUCAAUAUUAAAUUAAAUGUAUUUAUUUUAUGUGUAUUACUUCAGUCUGUGCAGUUUACUUUGCAUAUCAUGAAUUGCAUUUCAGAACAGCAUAAUAUUUUCUGCUCAUUCUAAGAUAAUUGGAUUAUAUAUUUGUACAGUGGCGUAAAUUAAUUAGGACCUUACUGGUCCCCCCCUGUAACCGCAGGGUCUGCUUCCCCUGUAGUUACGCCCCUGUUUAUGUAUAAGCAAAACUGAUAAAUCAAAUAGGUUUUUUUUCUUUUGUUUGUUUUUGUAAUCUGUUCUUUUGUGAUAACUAACUCACCAGUGUUUUGCACCACGGGAAAAAAAACAAUAAAGAUGCAGGUCUAUUAUUUCUUGGA